CUGUCGCAAGCAUUGACUGAGAGUAGUCGUUCGUCACUAACAUGGCUGCGUCCUUGAUUCGAUGUGCCUUUGGUGCGCCAGCUUCUAAUCUUUUGAAGUUUCUUCGACCAUCUGUUGCGGUUGUAACAGAAUGUCGGAGAGGAAGGAAAAACUAUCUUCGAAAAUAUCUUCUUGCUCUUUACAAACGCAGAUUAGAAGUAGGACCUGAAAAGCCUAGACACCGGUCAGAGUGGAUAAACUGGAACUAUGAUGCAGAGUUAUACGCCUUUGGGAAACGCCUUGGAGAAGAAUUCUCUCCGAAUACAUUAAGAACAGCCUUUACCCAUCAUUCCUAUAUCGAAAAGGAAGAAAAAAGGAGAGCAGAUGUUGGAAUAGACACUAAUGCUGCACCCCUGGGUCUAACAGACAACACAGAUCUUAUACAAAAAGGAGAAGCAACAGCAUCAAGAUACCUAAAGGCUUACCUUAGGCACAUCUAUCCUGCUUUGUAUGAAGAAGGCAUUAUGUCAAUUCAUGCCUAUCUGAUGUCAGAGAAAAUGCUCGCCUAUAUUGCAAGUCACAUUGGAAUUUCAGACUUAAUAUUGUGUGCAGAUUUCCCACCUGAAGAGUCUACUCUCAGUAAAACAUUUCUGGCUGUUGUUGGAGCACUAGAAACUGAUCAGGAUUUAGCAAGAGCAGAAGCGUUUGUACACGAUUUGGUGCUAACGCAGCUGAUAGGAGAAGAUUUGACAGAAAUCUGGAAGGUUACUGACCCCAUGGGCUUACUUGCAGCUACUCUUCAUGCACAGGGCCGAGGCCUGCCAGAAGUUAGAUUGCUGUGGCAGGCGGGUAAACGUACAGUCAUGUCUGCUUCAUAUGUUGGGAUAUACAGUGACCGUCACCUUAUUGGGCAGUCUUUUGGGGAGACGCCAACAAUAGCAGAAGAGAUGGCAGCAAGUGAUGCUCUCAGGCGUUUGAUGGGCAUUACUAAUGCUCGCCCUCCACUCCAGUUCCAAUCUGCAGCUAAAAAGUUGCAGCUUGAUUACCAUAAAAUCAAUGUCCACGCAGAAGACAUCAUUCGAGAGUAUGAGGAAAGCCAAACAAAUCAGCCAGUUUUGGCCUAACUAGACUAGUUCAGUUGGGACCAGAAUUAACCCUAAAAUAAGUGUUUUUUAAAGUGUGUUAUCAUUACAAACAUGAUUCUAUUUAACAUGAUUGUGUCACUCAUAAAUAAAGUAGCUAUACCAAG
Messenger RNA from Pomacea canaliculata, 1228 nucleotides. Its product is annotated as 39S ribosomal protein L44, mitochondrial-like. Gene Ontology annotation, biological process: RNA processing. Gene Ontology annotation, molecular function: double-stranded RNA binding; ribonuclease III activity. The record is from RefSeq and is a predicted model, not a curated record. Bases 42 to 1103 code for a protein of 353 amino acids. The transcript is spliced from 10 exons. Lineage: Eukaryota; Metazoa; Mollusca; Gastropoda; Architaenioglossa; Ampullariidae.